Opisthorchis viverrini is the source of this 612-nucleotide messenger RNA. RefSeq lists its product as hypothetical. The coding region runs from base 1 to 486 and encodes 161 amino acids. The transcript is spliced from 2 exons. Lineage: Eukaryota; Metazoa; Platyhelminthes; Trematoda; Opisthorchiida; Opisthorchiidae. The record is from RefSeq and is a predicted model, not a curated record.
AUGGCGAGAAGUGCCUUUUUGCGCACGUCCAACCAGCCACAGUUCCAAACACUGCUGCGUCGAAACGCACGACCCGAUUUUGUCUACCGACGGCCAUCUGGUGAAUCUGACCGUCGAACGCGGUUGUCGAAUCGUUCACAGCUUUCUACAAUAGAGCGCUCUAAUGAGCAAAAGUCUCCUGCUGGCUGCUUGUGGAAUGAAAAUAGGAAUGCUCAAGUACUUCCCACGGACUCAGUCCGGGCGAGGCCAACAUUCUCUUUCGUCAAGUCAGAGCAGUCUUUGAAGCAAGAACAAGUGAUGGAUGCCUCUCAUCCCCUAAGUGGUAUAAUAGCGGCUGCACAAUUGGGCUUCAGUGAUGCCGAUGUGUAUACCCCUCUAAAUGGACCCCUUUCCCGACAGGAACUCAAAAUUUACCAGUCAAAGGAUCCUUUCCCUGCUGGUUUCAUUCCUCUAUUACCGCCACCAAAAGAGAUGUGUUUUACCUGAUAAGCUGUGUUCUCGCCCACUUUACUAUUCUCAUUCAGCCACCAGAAUGUAUACACCUAUAUUUUUGUAUAAAUGGGCUACUGUUCAUUGCAGGAUUGAUUAUUCAGGCCUCGGGUGAUGUAACAA